Pisolithus orientalis is the source of this 760-nucleotide messenger RNA. RefSeq lists its product as uncharacterized. The transcript is spliced from 2 exons. The record is from RefSeq and is a predicted model, not a curated record. Bases 139 to 369 code for a protein of 76 amino acids. Gene Ontology annotation, molecular function: oxidoreductase activity, acting on a sulfur group of donors, disulfide as acceptor. Lineage: Eukaryota; Fungi; Basidiomycota; Agaricomycetes; Boletales; Pisolithaceae. Gene Ontology annotation, cellular component: cytoplasm.
ACAUUUGCCAGAAUUGCUCUCAACGAGAGUCCGAGCGAUAAGAUUGUCCUAGUUGACUUUUAUGCCGAGUAAGAGCAUUGCCCGUUUAUCUCACUCUCUUCUUGCUAACGUCAUGCCAGCUGGUGUGGCCCUUGUAGGAUGAUCUCACCAACACUGAAGAAGCUCACCGGGGAUCCUUCGUUGAAAACUGGGAGCGGUCGUUCACUCGAUUUGGUCACGAUUGACACGGAGAAGCAAAUGGAGCUUGCUCAGCGGUACCGUGUAAUGUCGCUGCCGACUGUCAUAGCCUUCAAGGAUGGAAAACCUGCCAGUCAAUUCAUCGGUGCCCUCGACGAGGCUGGGAUUAAGCAGUUCUUGCAACAGCUAUAACAUUUCCACUGGCCGCUCCGGUUAAUUUAAUUUGAUUUUUUCAUCAGGCAGGGCUGGCAGCCCGCCGUGUCAAUUAUAGAAGCUGAAAUGCACAUGCAUAAAAACAAAGAAAAUCUGAGAAAGGUACCUCUGAGGAUCAUAUUACAGGGUGACGUGGGGGGUAAUAAGUAGCGAAGGGAUGGUGCUGCAGAGGGUCUGAGUGAAGAUGCUGGGAAAUUACUGUAUGCUACAACAGUUGAUACCCCGGGAGCCCUGUAGAGCGUAUGGAUCCUCAGCCUUCUGCACGGGCCCCCACACAGAAGGAACCUGAAAGAGGUCAGUUAAAUUGGGCCAGCGUGAACAACAAGUACGAACAAGGGGAUCCUUGGUAGUUUUACAGUAUCGAAUCAAG